Dendroctonus ponderosae (mountain pine beetle) is the source of this 3404-nucleotide messenger RNA. RefSeq names its product DNA polymerase theta. Bases 1526 to 2731 code for a protein of 401 amino acids. The transcript is spliced from 5 exons. The record is from RefSeq and is a predicted model, not a curated record. Lineage: Eukaryota; Metazoa; Arthropoda; Insecta; Coleoptera; Curculionidae. Gene Ontology annotation, molecular function: DNA-directed DNA polymerase activity; DNA binding. Gene Ontology annotation, biological process: DNA-templated DNA replication; double-strand break repair via alternative nonhomologous end joining.
UCCUGGAGGCGGUUGACUUGCCUUUUUAGGUAUGGAUCUUGUGUUCAUAUGGUUCUGUGUCGUAUCCGGUUUUUCUCCCUGAUUGGCUUUUAACUAGGGAGGUAUUUGGUCUGUUUGGUUGACCGGUCUGAUCCCGAUGUUUCCGGUGCAGGGUCUUAAAUACCCGCGGAGUCUGCUCUCAUUGGUGCCAAAAUUUAAGGUGGAGCUUGUUGGGGGUUUAUGUUGCGACCUACCGCAGCGCCCUGCACAACGGUAUGUAGAUAUUGUUGUGUCGGGCUGUAUUCUCAAAGCCGUAACAUUCGCUCGAAGUAGUUGAACGCGGGGGUGAUGGGCCCGGGGUUCCGUGUUCUAUCGCUUCAUUUCUUUCCAUUUGGGGGACCUUAGAUUCCUCGAUCUCGUUGUUCUUGGCGUGGUCGGAUUUCCCACUAGAAUUACGGUUUAACACGCUAAGAAUUAGAAAAGUGAAGGACACUUUUAAACAUAAUGAAGCCAAAAAAAAACAAUGAUACUUUUGUGUUUACUUUUUGCUUGUAUUGCGUUAACAACAGUUUAUUAAUUAGUUCUGCAUUUUUGGAGCGUGUACCAUGAUUUUAGUCUCCCAAAAAAUAUAUUAACUUUAAGGACCUGAUUUCGCCCCGGUGUCCCCUACAGUUAUUGACUGAAAAGUUUAUUGGGCUUAUAAGCACAGUUAUAAGCAUCGGUAAUUCUUGAGGUUCCACUCACAUUAUUAAGGCUAUGAGGUGUCGGCAGAAGUUAUCUUCCGGGUGUGGAUCUGUUGCUACCGCUGCAUUUAUACUGUCCUGAGCUUGUGGAACGGUGGUGGGGUAGAAUGAGGCAACAAAAGCUCGACUUCAAAGCGCACCGAAAUACUUGCAUUCAGUUCUUGUUUAACGCACUAACGGAAGAAACGCACUAAGAAUAUUUUCUUUCUGAAUUUUAUUUAUUGUUAUAACAAAAAAUAAUUUUCUAUUAUAAAACAAUGUGACAACGCAAAAAAAAUAGAAAAAUCGUUAACCUUUAUAAAUUAGCCAGAUAGACCCCAGUCGCUCGACAAUAAGGAUAAUAUUAAUAUAAGUAUAAAUACAGACGCAGGCGCACCAGUUUAAGAACUAGACAUCGCAAAUAGUUGCGGAAGAACUUAAAGAAGUUCACCGCAUAUGCGAAUGAAACGCCAGGAAGCAAUUCUAGUUAGAUCUAUUAGAAGUUAGUUGUGUUAAAUAUGUUAACCAAAGCAAUUGAAGCACUUAUUCUAACUGUUUGGGGAUUGAAAUAAUUAUUAUUGGUGUUUUAGCUAAAUUUGUAUUGUGAAAAUGUUCUUGAUAUUGAACGUUUUUACCAAAAAAAUGGCACAAUCGGUGAUUACAAUGCGAAUGAAAAAUCUGCAGAGGAAGCGAAACGGAGGGCUUCAAUUAAGGUUCUUGGUACAUGGUAUUUGGUAGAUGCUAUAACAAGGAAGCUGGAUGCAAACAUUCCAAAAUUGAGAACCAUCAAUGUGAUAGGGUUUCCGACAAAUUAUGAUUUGGAAAUGCGAACGAUACUGUGUUUAGCUAGGAUGGAGACAUGCGGCAUGAGUGUUAGUAAAAAAUAUCUGCAAAAUUUAUCGCUUUUAUUGAAGGGUGAGCAAACCUCUAUAGAAAAAAUGUCGUAUUCGUUAGCAGGAAGAAGGUUCAGUUUCACUUCAUCUGCGGAUGUAUCCAGAGUAAUUGGUACAUAUAGAGGCAAAAAAGUUAGCACCAGGAAGCAAGUACUCGAGCAAAAUGAGCACCCGAUUUCAAAACUCGUUCUUUUGUGGCGUAAAAUCAAUUUCACAUUGACAAACAUGAUUUAUCCCCUCAUCAGAGCAUCCGAGGAAAAUCGAUUAUAUGGAUCUUAUGUCAGCCAUACUGCCACUGGAAGAAUUACGAUGCACGAGCCUAAUAUUCAAAUGGUGACCAAGGAUUUCACUAUUGUUAACCCUUUGUCCAAAAAUAAUGUCGUGAUUAGCUGCAGAAGCGCAUUUAACGCCCCGACCGACUAUGUGUUGGUAUCGGCUGAUUAUUGUCAAUUAGAAUUGCGUAUAUUAACAUACUUGUCAAGGGAUAAGGUGCUAUCAGACAUAAUGAGAAAACCUGGUGAUAUAUUUAAGUCAAUAGCAGCCAAAUGGAAUAACACCAAUGAAGAAAUGGUGGAUGAAAACAUGAGACAAAAUGCCAAACAACUUUGCUACGGAAUAAUCUAUGGCAUGGGAGCAAAAACUCUCGCUGACCAACUGGAGGUAUCCAUUGAAGAUGCCUUUAGUUUCAUGGAGAGCUUUCGAAAUACUUACUCGGGUAUUAAAGAUUUUAUUAAAAAAACCGUUGAUUUUUGCAAAGAAAAUGGUUAUGUGGAGACAAUCACAGGGCGAAGACGACUGCUGCCAAAUAUAGCAUCCCCCGAUUCCUCUAUAAGCAGUCAAGCAGAACGGCAGGCAGUCAACACAACGGUUCAGGGAUCAGCGGCUGAUAUAGUCAAAAACGCCAUGAUUACCAUAGAUGAUAAAAUGGAGCAAGUGUUUAAAAAGUCUCGAUUCAAGCCAAGGUUAGUAUUGCAUUUGCAUGAUGAGCUUAUUUACGAAGUGCCUGAAAAAUAUAUUGAAAAAACCGUUAAAGUUAUAAAGAAGGGAAUGGAAAAUUCGGUAUCAGCUUUUGGAUAUUUCCCAGUAAAAGUAAAGGCUGGAAAAUCAUGGGGUCAGUUAUACGAAUAUUGUAAGUAGGGAUCCGUACAGUCUGUUAAGUGAUUCAAUUAAAUACUGGAAUAUUAUGUUGCCAAUUUCGGCCACAAAUAACAAAUCGUCAAAAAAUAAUUAUAUUUUUGAAAUAUUUCAUGAGUCAGUACAAUUAUUAAUCACUUAACAGAAAAUAUCGAUGCCUUAUAUUAUAGUUAUAUACACUUAGUUGUGAUACAUUCUAGUGCCUUCAAAAUUGUUUAAUAGUCAUUUAUCAUAGUCAGCGUUGUUGUGGAUCCAGAAUCUGGUUAUUCCAGAAAGAACUGUAUCAAGUGUUCCAUAACAAGAGUCAUAAUGUCAAUUUUACAAAUAUCUAUUGUUAUCUACCUAUUAAUUUAAAAAUCGUGUGUUGACUUUUUGGUGUGUAGCUUAUUAUUGAGUAUAGAUGUUGAUAGAACAAAUUUUCAUGCAUACUUUCUACUUUUCAUCAUUCGCGAUACUACAAAUGAAAACGUUUACAUUUCAUUAUCGCAUUUGCUUUGUAUCAAGAAAGUUUAGUCAAUAGCUAUCAACAUCAAAUAUUCUUCAUAUCAUAGUAAUUACAAAUAUUGCUGGGCAUGUUUCGUUUAAUGCCUCAUAAGCAUCAUUCUUGUUUUAUUGCAAAUUAAUGAAGUGGCAUUUAUCGUAUUCUGAGGAAAUAUGAUCAAUUUAUAUUUAUUAA